This is a messenger RNA of Rhizophagus irregularis DAOM 181602=DAOM 197198, 1341 nucleotides long. Lineage: Eukaryota; Fungi; Glomeromycota; Glomeromycetes; Glomerales; Glomeraceae. The record is from RefSeq and is a predicted model, not a curated record.
AUGGUCAACAUUGCCGAAAAGUUUGGGCAUCAACGUACACCAACGUUCUAUUCAGACGAUGUAAACAAAACUCCUUCAACUAUUGAUUACAUUUUUGGUUCCAAAAAUCUUUGUAACAAAAUAACUGGAUUCAAUAUAAGUAGAGAGAACUCCUCAUAUAAAUCAGAUCAUACACUAAUACUGACUGUGAUAGAUCAUCCCAAUUCAAAUCUUAUGAAAAAUAAGAAAUCGUUUUCAAAAUCACAAACAGAUCAAAACUUAUCACCUCAGUCGUUUGUUAAUCAGAGGCAAAUUGAAGACGCUAUUAAAGAAGCUUUAAAGGUCGCCAAAAUUAAAAAAUAUAAACAUACUCCUCCAAAGAGAAACAAUUUUCCACUACAUAUUAGAAGACAAUAUAAUCAAUUAUAUCAAUUAUCGUCUUUCAAAGAAUAUUUAAAGGAUUGGGCAUCAAUCGGGCAAAACAGUGAAUUAUUCAAAAUCACCAACGAUAAUCUCAAUCAAUCUCAAAAUGAUUCUAUAGACAUAGAUAAUAUGCUUAAUGUUUUCAAUAAAUAUUGGAUAAAAAAAAGAAAAUGGUUAAAUAAACUUUUAUUGAUUAAUAAGAUUAAUCCAAUCAUACCUUUACCUCCGAACAUCACCUCUGAGAUUGAAAAUACAAGAAUUAGGGAAAUUAUUACUACACUUGAAAACAAUAUCAAAAAGCAACUAGACAAAGAUCGAUCACGUUGGGAUACAGAUCAAAUAAACAAAUUUAUCAACAGAAGGGAUGACGACAUCAAAAAUAAUAACAAGCAUGAAGAAAAUGAUGAAAUUAAAUUUUCAAAUGAUAGAGACACGAUAACUCGUAUUACUAAUUCACAUUUUCAAAAUAUUGGGUCAAAAAAUAGUGGUGAAAAUGUUUACAAUCACUUAACAGGUUUUGAUACUUUUUGGAACCCUAUUUAUCAACCGCGAACUAAUAUUCCAUUACAAGAAAAAGAAUUCUUAUCUUCAACAAUCACAAUUGAAGAAAUGGAAGAAAUUUUAAGAUUGCUCCCUAAUAAUAAAGCUCCCUGGAUUUCCAAAUUAACAUACGAGAUAUUUAAGAAGAUACCAACAAGAUUCUUAAAAGAGAUAGUUUAUCUUUAUAAUUUUUGUAUUGACCAUCAGGUUAUUCCAGAAAGUUGGCAAAAAGCUCUUUUAUAUCCAAUUCCGAAACCACAGUGGUGGGACAAUAUAUUAAAACAUCUCGUUACUACAACCUUGGUAACAACUGACGAGUGUUCAAAGGAUGAAGAAAAAUCAUCAAAACCAAUAAAAAAAUUCUUGGACAUAUUGCAAAAAGUAAAGGUCGAAAGUUAG